CUAGGGGGCGGCAGACAAAAACCGAUGAUGUUUAACAGUAAAACACUUCCGGUUUGUAGCUCAGUUUGUAAACAAACAUGAGGGCAAAACCAUUGGCAAAACUGGCGUAGGGCUACUUCGUCUUACAAUAGUCUCGCGGCUAGUGGUUACUCGGUUUCCGUGUUUAUCCUGCAACAUAUUCGCCCUCUUUUCGGCCAUGCUGUUCCUCCGGGCUGCGGCUCUCAGCUGCAGAGGUCUGCCCGCUCUGCGCUGCCUGCCCGCCGCCUACACCGGCUCCAGAACCACCGCUAACGUCACAUACAUCCAAGGCCAGAGCCCGGUACCACGUAUCCGUGAAUACUUCUACUAUAUUGACCACCAAGGGCAGCUUUUCCUCGACGACACUAAAGUGAAGAACUUUGUCACCUGCUUCAAAGACAUAAAGUUCCUGAUCUUCUUCUUCAGUCGGCUGUGCUCCAAUCAGAGUGGUCGCUAUGAGGAGGACUUCCCCUUCUUGUCCCUGUGUGGCAGGGAGAGGAACUUUGUGCGCUGCGAUGACCGUCCCAUUGUCUUCACCCACCUGCUGCAGAGUCCCGCGACGUCGCCGGGAAUCACGGGAAUCACGGGAGAUCAGGAGCUGCUGUCGUACUGCGGCGGGGCGGAGAAGCUGUCGGCCCCGUUCCGCCCGGAGGCGCUGUACAUGCAUCCUGUCAGCGGGCGAGUUUACCACCCCUGCUCAGAGCGCGGAGGGGGGGUCGGCCUGGUCAGGUCGGCUCUGGCCAUCGAGCUCAGCCCCUUCUUUGUUUACGCUACGGAGCACGGCCAAUCAGGACAGCCGACACACUUUCUCUGGGGCGGACAGAAGCACACGCUGACCAAUGAGCUCGCAGGAUGCUUCCCCACUGCGGAAGAGGGCAGCGGGCAGAAGGAUGAACUGGGAUAACGACCAGAACUGGUCAAAAGUGUGCCUACGAUUUUUUUGUAAGCAGUCAGUGUUCCGUACUGGCACUGGGAAAAGACGACCAUGUUCUCACAGUUAUCACUAUGUGAUCGUUACUGUUGAAGCCUGAGCCAAUGUUUUUCUCCUAUCUUAGUUUAUGUGAUGUGUGAGAUAUUCACUGAUGAUGUAGAGUGUCCCUGGCGUUUUGUGGCUUGAGGCUACUCAAACAUAGCAGUGUCUCCCCUCACUACAGGUUGCAGUUUAAAAAAAAAUCCCUUUUAGAUUCCCUGGACUAAUCUGAAUCAUAUUUAUGGUCCUGAAGUGGAAUAACUAUCCAGAAUGUCACUAUAAAAAAGCAAGGAUUAGGGAACUGUCUGAAAAAGAUUAACACACAAUACCUUUUUUUUUCUUUCUUUCCUUUCCUGUUAAUCCUUAAAAAAUGUUAGAUUUAUCAUCCGGACACUGAGGUCGGAGAGGAUAAAACUACAGCGGUUGAGAGACAGCAAGAGACUGAAAGGUGCUUUUGUUUAUUUUUUAUUUUGUGACACAAA
This is a messenger RNA of Perca fluviatilis (European perch), 1470 nucleotides long. It is a transcript of the gene c9h8orf82, whose product is annotated as chromosome 9 C8orf82 homolog. NCBI's taxonomy places the organism in Eukaryota, Metazoa, Chordata, Actinopteri, Perciformes, Percidae. The coding region runs from base 197 to 922 and encodes 241 amino acids. The transcript has 3 exons. The record is from RefSeq and is a predicted model, not a curated record.